Messenger RNA from Phycodurus eques (leafy seadragon), 980 nucleotides. It is a transcript of the gene nxt2, whose product is annotated as nuclear transport factor 2-like export factor 2. Gene Ontology annotation, cellular component: nuclear pore central transport channel. The transcript has 4 exons. Lineage: Eukaryota; Metazoa; Chordata; Actinopteri; Syngnathiformes; Syngnathidae. Gene Ontology annotation, biological process: protein import into nucleus. The coding region runs from base 138 to 569 and encodes 143 amino acids. The record is from RefSeq and is a predicted model, not a curated record.
CAAGUAUCGACGCCACCACCAAGGAAGCUUUGAAAAUAAGAUACAGUAUUUGAAAUUAUACAAAACACAAUACUGUCUUAUAUUUCUCCUCCGAACGCUCCAGCGUCGUUCUGAAACAUUGGGCAGAUUUUUGGCUCAUGGCAGCUACGUUGGAUUUCAGGACCCAUGUGGACCAGUCAUGCAGAUAUUCGGAGGAAUUCGUCAACAUUUACUAUGACUGUGUGGAUAAAAAGAGAAGGAACCUCACCAGACUCUACUUGGAUAAGGCAACCUUGGUGUGGAAUGGAAACACUGUAUCCGGACUAGAUUCCCUGGGCGAGUUUUUUGAGGCACUGCCUUCUAGCGAGUUCCAAGUUCAUACUCUGGAUUGUCAACCAGUUCAUGAUCAAGCAACCCAGGGUCAGAUGACUCUACUGGUGGUGACCGGCGGAACGGUCAAGUUUGAGGGGAACAAGCAGCGUUUCUUCAACCAAAAUUUUCUUUUAACUGCUCAGGCGUCACCCAAUAACGACCAGCCCGUGUGGAAGAUCGCUAGUGACUGUUUCCGUUUUCAAGACUGGAAUAGCUGAGUGCCCUCAGCUAGACUGUCUUUGUUUAUUUCUAUAGUUACGUAAUGGUAGAUGAAAAAAGUUGAAUUGAAAAUUUACUAUGAAAAUGUAUUUAUUUUCAGGAAAAGCUUGAACAACAAGGCCUGUGAUUUUUGUGUGUACAGUAUACAAAUAAGGUCACAAAAAUACAGAAAACAUUGACAUGGUCAGUUUCCCCUUUAUAUAGGCUAUAAGUGUAGCUGCCGCCAUCAAGCAUGUUCUUCAACCACCUAUCCUGAACAAAAUAAGAUGUGCAGCUUAAGUGCAAGCAACCCACUUUUGGCAGUGUCAAAAAGAAAACUGUGUUCCUGAGUCAUUUAUGGUGACACAUUUGGUAUUUUUCAGCAUUAAUGGACAUAAAUUAAAUUAGCCAAAAUAAAUUAAGUCAAAGUU